AUGUCGGACGGAGAAGAGCCCACCUCCCCUGUCGCUGCCGCCGAUGAGGUCGAGAUCGCAGGAGAUUCUGCUGCCACCGGCGGCUCGAUGAGCGUGCUCGAUGCUUUGAAAGGCGUCCUCAAAAUCGCCCUCAUCCACGACGGCCUGGCCCGCGGCCUGCGCGAAGCCUCCAAGGCGCUGGACCGACGCCAAGCGCACAUGUGCGUGCUCAACGAGGCGUGCGAGGAGGAAGCGUACAAGAAGCUCGUGAUCGCGCUGUGCUCGGAGCACAAGAUCCCGCUCAUCAAGGUGCCUGAUGGCAAGCAGCUCGGCGAGUGGGCUGGUCUGUGCGUGCUGGACCGCGAGGGUAAUGCGCGCAAGGUCGUCAACUGCUCGUGCGUCGUCGUCAAGGACUGGGGUGAGGAGAGCCAGGAGCGCAGCGUCCUGUUGAACUACUUCCAAAGCGAGCAGUAG
Molecule: messenger RNA, 453 nt
Organism: Cyphellophora europaea CBS 101466
Lineage: Eukaryota; Fungi; Ascomycota; Eurotiomycetes; Chaetothyriales; Cyphellophoraceae
Product: 40S ribosomal protein S12
Exons: 3
Coding region: 1-453 (150 amino acids)
Biological process (GO): translation
Cellular component (GO): ribosome; cytosolic small ribosomal subunit
Molecular function (GO): structural constituent of ribosome
Source: RefSeq, a predicted model, not a curated record